Aspergillus versicolor CBS 583.65 is the source of this 1822-nucleotide messenger RNA. RefSeq names its product CCCH zinc finger protein. Lineage: Eukaryota; Fungi; Ascomycota; Eurotiomycetes; Eurotiales; Aspergillaceae. Gene Ontology annotation, molecular function: metal ion binding. The coding region runs from base 141 to 1520 and encodes 459 amino acids. The record is from RefSeq and is a predicted model, not a curated record. The transcript is spliced from 4 exons.
ACCGUCUCAUUCACCCUCUUCUGCCACGGACAUAUAAGCGCCCGGUUUAUCUCGAAUAAUCAAAUAUCAUUGCCUCAUCAACCUCCUCUUUUUCCGAUGACUACCCUUUCAGAUAACUUCUCUUGUUUUCUCUAAGCACCAUGUCGGUUCGUGAGUAUUUUGAACGCUAUCAACAGCUUACUUCUGUCGAGCAAACGAAAGACACUCUAAUUGAGGAAUUAAUACGACGUAUAACUGAGCUCGAGGGCGCAUAUCAACAAGAACAACUUGAUCAUGACCGCGAAAAGCGCUUUAACCGUGAUAUACAAUUUCAUGAGAUAGAGUUGAUGGAACAAAUUAAUCGCGCUAAAGCUAUAAUGAACCGCGAACCCUUCAUAAUUGUACUUCUGGAUGGAGACGGAUCAAUCUUCAAAGAUGAGUUAUUACAACUGGGAGAAGAAGGUGGUAGAAAGGCCGCCAAAGAGCUGUCUCUGGCAGUGGAGGACUACGUGACAGACAAUUUUUCGAGCAUCAUUUCCCCGAAGAUUAUUACGAAGAUGUACAUCAAUAUGAAGGCGCUAUGCGAUGCCUGUGUUCGUGGCGGAAUCAUAACGGAUCCUUCUAUACUUGAUGAAUUCUUGCGAGGCUUUAAUCAUAGCUUUCCGCUGUUCGACAUUGUGGACGUUGGAACCGCAAAGAACGCCGCACACGAUAAGAUAAAAGAAACCUUCAAACUACAUUUAUACAAUUGCCACUGCCAUCGACUUUUCCUGGGUUGCACAGAGGAAUCGCCUUAUCCUGGCAUCUUGGAAGAAGCUUUAACAGACGUGGAACUCUCAGGACGGGUUACAUUGAUUGAAGGGAUUCCAUUCGGCAAGAACCUGGAAUCCCUUAAGACGCAUUAUGGGUGCACUAGAUUCCCUGGUAUUUUCCGAGAUUCUAAGAUAAACGCUACUUGGGCUCCGUGGAAGGCUGCGGUGGCCACCAAACCUCGCAGUCUCCUUACUCCGUCGCCGAGCCCUCAUGUAGCGGCACCACUGUCUCGAACACCCAGCAACAUAACAACAGCCAGUAACAGUGCGCCUAACUCGUUGACACCCGCGAGUUCCAAUGGCUCCGAUGAUUUUCAAUUGGUGCGUUCGAAACCUGCCUCCUCCCGUCCUAAAGUCGUGGAACGGAAUAAGUUCGGCCAACGUGUAGACCGACUUGACGUCCAAAACAUCCCUCGAGAAGAAGUGAAUCGCAUUAAGAAACUGAAACUAUGCAAUUAUUACUUUCUACAAGGCGAAUGCCCGAAUGAGAAUUGUCAUCAUGACCAUUCUCGGAAACUAACCAAAGCUGAGCUUUUAACCUUGACAGCCGUUGCGCGAAUGACACCGUGUCGCUAUGGACUGGAAUGUGAUGAUCCUGAGUGUAUGUAUGGUCAUCGUUGCCCUCAGAGCGACCCUGGAAAAAAAGACUGCUAUUGGGGUUCAAGUUGUCGAUUUAAUACGGCCGCACACGGCGUUGACACAAAUAUUGUCAAAGUGACCAAGGUCUAGCCUUUGAUUUCUGGAUGCAAAAUAAUUUCCUGAUGAAACAUUUAUCGCCUUUUAUUUCAAGUAACCCUGGCUCUAAUAUAAUGGCGUCGCGGCCGCUGAGCUUCGAAUCUUGUAUCGUUCUGGGGGGCUCCUUUUUCUUUCUUGCUUCAUCCAGGCUAAAAGCUAUGUAUUUAGGUAAACUUGCUGCAGUAAAAUCCAAUACUGUACAGCGCUCAAUGCCCCCAGGGCGGCAAUGACUAGCCGUUCUUAUUUCAUACGUGAACACUUAUUGUGUCUGAUAAUCAGUGAAUAGUCGUCUUCAA